AUGGAUUCACAAUUCGUAGUCUCUUUGGAAGACACUUUAAAGCAAACUUUGACACCCGACUCAUCGGUGAUCAAACAAGCAUCACAAAGAUUGACCAAGGAGUUCUAUCCUAAUCCCCAAGCCUUGCCAGCAUUGUUGCAAAUCUUACAGCAAUCUAAUCAAGAUGAAGUCAAACAAUUAGCUGCUGUUGAAGCCAGGAAAUUGGUUGCUGAUAACUGGGAGUCUGUCGAUAGCUCGUUCAAGCCAAACAUUAGGGAUUCCCUUUUGAAAAGUGUCUUUAACGAACAAAACAAACGUCUUAGAAAUGUGUCGGCUUACUUAAUUGCUGCCCUUGCAGAAACAGAUUUAGACGCCAAUGAAUGGCAAGAUUUGUUACCAACCUUGAUUGGUGCUAUUCAAGGCGAUGAUGUUAGGGCCAAAGAGGUUGCGACAUUUACCUUGUACGCUUUAUUGAAUUCCGAGAUUUCUGCUAUGCUUCCUCAUAUUGAUGACUUUGUUGUCUUGUUUGGCAACUUGACCAGAGAUCCAGCAUCAAAGGAAGUUAGAGUUUACUCCGUUUUGUCUUUGGAUGCACUUUCACAAAUCCUUGAGAAUGAUGACGAAGCAUCGGAUCAAGUUGUGGAGAACUUCAGGGCAACCAUACCAGGAAUGGUCGAGGUUUUGAAAGAAGUAGUCACAUCUGACGAUACAGAACUGGCUCAACUUGUUUUCAGUGUUUUCAACAGUUUGGUGCUCACAGACUCAAGGCUAUUGGGAGACCAUUUGGUCAACUUGAUAAAGAUGAUUAGUGAAAUCGUUGCAAACACUCAAUUGGAUGAGGAAUAUAGAGUUUUUGGCUUGCAAUUCUUAAUUUCUUGUGUUUCAUACAGAAAAUCAAAAAUCUCAUCCAACAAAUUGGGUCCACAACUUACCUUGGUUGGGUUGAAAGUCGCAUCCGAGGAGAUUGAUGUUGAGGACGAGUUGGAAAAUGAGGAUGAAGAAAAUGAAAAUGAGGAAAACUCUCCACCUUCGUUGGCAUUGAGAUUGCUUGCUGUUUUGGGAGCGGAGUUGCCGCCAUCCCAAGUUAUAGACCCAUUGUUCGAUGCGUUAGAUCCGUUAUUAACGUCCACAAAUGAGUUUGAGAGACGUGCAGGUAUAUUAGCCAUUGGUGUUUGUUCAGCCGGUGCUCCUGACUACAUCUCACUCAGAAUUCAGAAAAUUAUUCCCGUAUUGAUCAAUGGAAUGAAGGACUCGCAGCUUGUUGUUAGAGUUGCUGCUCUCAGAACUUUGUCCCAAUUGACAGCAGAACUUCAAGAUAUCGUUACUGAUUACCAUGAAGAGUUGUUGCCAUUGAUCAUUGAGAUCAUCGACUCGGCAUCGUCCGUUAUGGCUUACAAAUACGGUUGUAUUGCGUUAGACGGGUUAAUUGAGUUCAUGAACCAUGAUGCCAUGAGCAAAUACAUCGAGCCAUUGAUGCAUAAAUUGUUUUACAUGUUGCAGCAAGCAAACACUGCUACCUUGAAAACAGCAAUCGUGUCUGCCAUUGGUUCAACUGCGUUUGCAAGUGGUAAAGGUUUUACUCCAUACUUUGAAGCUUCGAUCAAACAAUUGGAGCCUUUUAUCUCCAACUCCGCCUCAGUAGAAGGAAUGAGUGAAGAUGACAUAGAAUUGAGAGCAACAACAUUUGAAAAUAUAUCUACUAUGGCUAGAGCUGUUGGUUCUGAUGCGUUCUCUGCAUACGCUAAGCCAUUAGUUGAAGCAGCCUACACAUCAUUAGAGUCUGAUCACCCUAGAAUCAGAGAAUCGGGAUUUGCUUUUAUUGCUAACAUGGCCAAGGUGUACGGUGCAGAAUUUGCCGGAUUUUUGGAUCAAAUCGUUCCCCAAAUUUUGACCUGUUUGGGCCAGGAAGAAUUUACCUUUAAUGUCGAGACUGGCGAAGAUGGAGAGGCUGAAUUCGCAGGUGAUGAUGAAGAUGAAGAUCCUUUGAAAGUUCACACUGGUAUUGCCAUUGAAAAAGAAAUCGCCUCAGUGGCCCUUGGUGAGUUGGCCAUUGGAACAGGAAAAGAAUUCUUCAAGUAUGUUGAACCAUCUUUGACUGCCUUGGCUGAUCAAGUGGAAAACUCGUUCGGUGUGAGAGAAGCUGCUUUAAAUUGUGUGUUUAAAAUUGUCAAAGCUAUGUUUGUUGCUGUGCAAGGUGAAGACUUUAAAGCACCAAAAGGUGUUCCACGACAAUCAUAUGUUGACCCAAGCAUUUUGGCCUUAAUCAUACAAGUGAGGGAUAUUGCUAUUCCACUUUUGGAGGCCGAGUUUGAGUCUACUAUGGUAGCAUGCAUUCUUGACAGUGUUGCAGAUGCCUUGCAUGUAAUUGGUGCUAUAUUUAUAGUUGACAAUGCUAAUGACACAUCCAGCUUGGAGAAAUUAUGCUUUUCGUUGAUGAAUUUGUUAAAGAAAGAACAUCCUUGCCAAUUGGAAGAAGAAGAGAUGCCAGAAGAAGAGGACUCGUCAGAAACCGACGUUUUACUUAACGAAUCUGCAUUAGAAGUGUUGGUCAACUUAUCUUUAGCAUUAGAAGGAGACUUUGUCAAGAUUUUUGAGUCCUUUAAAGGCCCAAUUUUGGCCCAGUUCAACAGCAAAUCAAAGCCAAUGAAGGUUGGAUCUAUUGGAGCAAUUGCCGAGAUGGUUGGGGGCAUGAAAUCCACCAACCCUUUUUCAGCAGAGUUGCUCCCUAUUUUCGUCGACAAACUCGCCAAUGAAAAGUCUAUUGAAGUGAAGGGCAAUGCUGCGUAUGGUAUAGGUUUGAUUGUCGAGUAUAGUCCAGUCGACUUGUCGUCCAGUUACCCUCAAAUACUUGAGUUGCUUUUCCACUUGUUGAACAAAGUGGACAAAAAGGCAAGCUCUGCUGAUGAUGAAGAGGCCAAAGACGUGGUCAACCGUUCGUACGCAAAUGCUUGCGGUUGUGUUGCCAGAUUGAUUGUCAAGAACCAACAAGCAGUUCCGUUAGAGCACGUUAUUGGCCCAUUGUUGGAACAUCUUCCAUUGGAAACCGGGUUUGAAGAAAACACACCAAUUUUCGAGGCUAUCAUUAAGUUAUAUGAGUCUGGUAAUGAAAGUAUUGUGUCACAAACUCCAAAAAUUGUUGACAUAUUUGCAGGUGUUUUCAAAGCUGAAGAGGAGAGAAUUAAGUUGAUCAACGAAAGUACCUUGGGAAGAGAAGAAAACAUUGAUGCCAGGAAGCAAUUUUCGUCUGAGGAAUUGAAAUCAAAAGUUGUUCAACUUUUAAAGUUUUUGAAUCAAAAAUAUGAUGGUGUGGUUUCUUCAAACGAGACUUUGAAACUAGUUAUACAGUAA
Molecule: messenger RNA, 3327 nt
Organism: Lodderomyces margitis
Lineage: Eukaryota; Fungi; Ascomycota; Pichiomycetes; Serinales; Debaryomycetaceae
Exons: 1
Coding region: 1-3327 (1108 amino acids)
Biological process (GO): protein import into nucleus
Cellular component (GO): cytoplasm; nucleus
Molecular function (GO): nuclear import signal receptor activity; small GTPase binding
Source: RefSeq, a predicted model, not a curated record